This is a messenger RNA of Solanum stenotomum, 5545 nucleotides long. Its product is annotated as probable LRR receptor-like serine/threonine-protein kinase At1g07650. Gene Ontology annotation, biological process: protein phosphorylation. The record is from RefSeq and is a predicted model, not a curated record. NCBI's taxonomy places the organism in Eukaryota, Viridiplantae, Streptophyta, Magnoliopsida, Solanales, Solanaceae. Gene Ontology annotation, molecular function: protein kinase activity; protein binding; ATP binding. The transcript has 35 exons.
AUGCUUGACCCGAGGAUACCUGACCCUGACCCGAGGAUGCCUGACCCGAGAACGACUGACCCGAGGACGCCUGACCUGAGAACGCCUGACCCGAGGAUCCCUGACUCGAGGAUGCAUGACCCGAGGAUGCCUGACCCUCGGACACCUGACAUGAGGAUGCAUAACCCGAGGACGCUUGACCUGAGGAUGCCUGACCCGAGGAUGCCUGACCCGAGAACGCCUGACCCGAGGAUCCCUGACCCGAGGAUGGCUGACCCGAGAACGCCUGAUCCGAGAACCCCUGACCUGAGGAUGCCUAACCCGAGGAUGCCUGACCCGAGAACGCCUGACCCGAGGAUGCCUAACUUGACCCGAGAAGAGAAGAUGAUGUCAUCCUGCAAUUCUUCAUUUCUGCUCAUCACCUUCAGCUUACUCCUAAUUAUUUGCGAAGCACAAAAUGGUCGCGGCCUUCUACCUGAAGAAGAAAAGAAUGCUCUGAGAGAAAUAGGGGAGCAGUUAGGGAAAAGUGAUUGGGAUUUUGAUGUGAAUCCCUGUGAUGAGAGCACUAGCUGGACUACACCAGGAACGGAUGAUUUGUCAGUGUAUGUGAGCAAUGUAACCUGCAAUUGCAAUACCCCUAAUGGUUCCUGUCAUGUACAAAGCAUAUUACUCAAAGGACAAGAUCUUAAUGGUGUUCUUCCUCCAUCCCUGGUGAAGUUACCAAAUCUCACCAAAAUUGAUCUCUCAUGCAACUAUUUGAGUGGUACAAUUCCCCCUGAAUGGACAUCUAUGAAACUGGAAUACAUGUCUCUUAUGCUGAAUCAACUAUCCGGACCAAUUCCAAAGUACUUAGGAAACAUGACUUCACUAGUUUAUAUGAGAUUGGAAAGUAACAUGUUUAAUGGAACUGUUCCAAAAUAACUCAGUGACAUGGUUAAUCUACAGGUUCUCAUUCUUAGUUUUAAUAAUCUCACAGGUCAGUUACCAGAGGAACUCAAUAAACUCACUAAUUUGAAAGAACUUAGGCUGAGAGGUAACAACUUCACAGGAAAACUUCCUAGCUUUGAGAAUUUUAAAACCCUUCAAAGAUUAGAGAUUCAAGCUUCUGGUUUUAAAGGACCUAUAGCUCCAGUCAUUUCUGUCUCGACUCAAAUGAUCGAAUUGAGAAUCACUGAUUUGACUGGAGGUGCUUCAGAAUUUCCACUGCUUGGGAAUAUGACACUCCUAACUAGAUUGGUAUUGAGGAACUGUAAUUUAUCUGGGAAGAUUCCUCCUUACAUAACUAAUAUGCCUAAAUUAAAACUUUUAGAUCUAAGUUUGAACAAGUUUGAAGGACAGAUCCCAAAUCUUGAGAGUCUAAAGAAGUUGGACUUCUUGUACCUGGUAGGAAAUAGACUUACUGGGCCAAUUCCAGAUUGGGUCAAAAGUCGAAAUUCGAAACACAUGAUAGACCUGUCUUACAACAACUUCAGUGAGAGCUCUGAGCCUAUUUGUCAGGAAACCCUAAACUUAUUCAGAAGCUAUAAUGGAACGAAAAAUUCAGAACUUGGGAAAUGUGUGCCAAGAUGUUCAAAGAAAUGGUAUUCGGUGCACAUAAAUUGUGGUGGAGAGAGUGUGACUAUUGGGGACACCGUUUACGAAGCAGAUAGAGAUUCAGCAGGUGCAGCAAAAUUUACUUACUCGAAAGAGAGCUGGGGAGCCAGCAACAGUGGAUACUUCUGGGAUAAGUCCAUAACAGCGAAAGACUACCUGGCGAAUAAUAUAUCUGCCAUUAAGGGAAAUGACUCUGAACUGUACACGACAGCUCGGCUCUCAGCUUCAUCUCUGACUUACUACGGACGUUGUUUAGCAAAUGGAAACUACACCGUGACACUGCACUUUGCAGAGAUUGUUAUAAGAGACAAUCGAUCUUUCCAAAGUCUUGGAAAACGGAUAUUUGAUGUCUAUAUUCAGGGUGAGAGGAAGCUCAAAGAUUUUGAUAUUAGAACUGAUGCUGGAGGAGUUGAUAAACCUUUCACGAUAAAGUUCAAUGCAACUGUAGCAGACAGCACUCUAGAAGUGCGCUUUCAGUAUGCUGGGAAAGGAACAGCUGCUCUCCCUAGAAGAGGAAGCUAUGGCCCUUUAGUUUCUGCCAUCUCUUUUGAAGCUAAUUUCAAGCCCCCUCCUGAUCACAAAAAGUUGGUUCCCAUCAUAGCUGGAGCAGUGGUGUCCUUACUAAUUCUCAUUUUCAUAAUAUCUUUUGUUGCUUGGAAGAGACACAAAAACAGGAUAGCGAAGGAAGAAGAAUCAAGAGGACUAGAUUCAAUGACUGGUGUAUUUACCAUCAGACAAAUCAAAGCUGCCACAAACAAUUUUGACGCUGCAAAUAAAAUCGGGGAAGGUGGUUUUGGCUCUGUCUACAAGGGUACACUAUCGGAUGGCGCAGUUAUUGCUGUUAAGCAGCUUUCAUCCAAAUCGAAACAAGGGAAGCGUGAGUUUGUAAAUGAGAUAGGUAUGAUCUCUAGUUUACAGCACCCAAAUCUUGUACAACUAUAUGGAUGUUGUGCUGAACGGAAUAACCUGCUACUGGUGUACGAGUACAUGGAGAACAAUAGCCUGGCUCGUGCUUUAUUUGGUCCAGAAGAACAUCGGCUCAAAAUAAACUGGCCAACCAGGCAAAAAAUCUGCAUUGGGAUAGCAAAAGGCAUAUCUUUCCUACAUGAAGAAUCGUCAUUAAAAAUUGUUCAUAGGGACAUCAAAGCAACGAAUGUACUUCUUGACAAGAAACUAAACCCGAAAAUCUCAGACUUUGGUCUGGCCAGACUUGAUGAUGAUGAUAAUAACACACAUAUUACCACUAGAGUUGCCGGAACCAUAGGAUAUAUGGCUCCUGAAUAUGCACUAUGGGGUUACUUGACCUACAAAGCAGAUGUCUACAGUUUUGGAGUUCUUGCAUUAGAGAUUGCUGCUGGGAAAAGCAAUAUGACAUAUCGCCCCAAUGAGAAAUUUGUGUGCCUCCUAGAUUGGGCCCUUGUUCUACAAAGGCAAGGAAAACUGAAGGAAGUAGUAGAUGCAACAUUGGGCAGUGAUUUGAACGAGGAUGAGGCUCUAAGGAUGUUAAAUGUAGCUUUGCUAUGUACCAGUCCAUCUCCAGCACUUAGGCCAACUAUGUCUGCUGUAGUCAAAAUUCUUGAAAAUCAUCUUGACCUCCCUGAGUUUACCAUGGAAUCAAGAUUCUAUGAUGAUUAUGAUCUUCUCAACUUUCAAGGGUUAAGAGACAAGUAUGAAGAUACGAACGAAAGCCAACCACUUACACAUUCAUCAAAUACUAUUACUACAGAUUACUCUUACACUACCUCUACAUCACAAGCAGGAUUUCUUCUAAUAUCUUCUUAUAAUGUUAACAGAUUACUCAAAGGACAAGAUCUUGCUGGUGUUCUUCCUCCCUCCCUGGUCAAGUUACCUUAUCUCAAGACAAUUGAUGUCGCGCUCAACUAUUUGAGUGGUACUAUUCCCCCUGAAUGGGCAUCUAUCAAACUGGAAUUUAUGUCUGUUAUGGUGAANGUGCACAUAAAUUGUGGUGGAGAGAGUGUGACAAUAGGGGACAUCACUUACGAAUCAGAUGAAGAUUCCGCAGGUGCUGCAAAGUUUGUUUACAGGAAAGAGAGGUGGGGAUCCAGCAACACCGGGGACUUCUGGGUUAGUCCCAUAGAAUUGAGCCAGUACAAGGCAACUAAUGUAUCUUCCAUUAAGGGAGAUAACAGUGAACUAUACACGGCUGCUCGACUCUCAGCUUUAUCUCUAACUUACUAUGGACGUUGUUUAGCAAAUGGAAACUACACUGUGACAUUACACUUUGCAGAGAUUGUUAUAAGAGAUAAUCGAUCUUUCCAGAGUCUUGGAAAACGGAUGUUUGAUAUCUAUGUUCAGGGUGAGAGGGAGCUCAAAGAUUUUGACAUUACAACUGCUGCUGGAGGCGUUGAUAAACCUUUGACAAGGAAGUUCAAUGCAGUUGUAGAAGAUGGCAUUCUAGAAGUGCGCUUUCAGUAUGCUGGGAAAGGAACAACAGCUGUCCCUAGAAGAGGAAGCUAUGGCCCUUUAGUUUCUGCCAUCUCUUUUGAAGCCAAUUUCGAGCCCCCUUCAAAUCACAAAAAUAUGGCUCACAUCAUUGCUGGAGCAGUGGCGUCCUCAUUAGUUCUCCUUUGUACAAUAUUCUUUGUUGCUUGGAGGAGAAGCAGAAACAGUAUAUCGAAGGAAGAAGAAUUAAGAGGACUAGAUCUACUAACUGGUGUAUUUACCAUCAGACAAAUCAAAGCCGCGACAAACAACUUUGAUGCUGCAAAUAAAAUUGGGGAAGGUGGUUUUGGCUCUGUCUACAAGGGUACCCUACUGGAUGGUACUGUUAUUGCUGUUAAGCAGCUUUCAUCCAAAUCGAAACAAGGGAACCGCGAGUUUGUAAAUGAGAUAGGUAUGAUCUCUGGUUUACAGCACCCAAAUCUUGUCAAACUAUCUGGUUGUUGUGCUGAAGGAAAUCAACUUCUAUUGGUGUAUGAGUACUUGGAGAACAAUAGCCUCGCCCUAGCUUUAUUUGGUCCAGAAGAACAUCGUCUCCAAAUAGACUGGCCAAAUAGGCAAAAAAUCUGCAUUGGGAUAGCAAAAGGCUUAGCUUUUCUACACGAAGAAUUGUCAUUAAAAAUUGUUCAUAGGGACAUCAAAGCAACAAAUGUACUUCUUGACAAGAAACUAAACCCAAAGAUCUCUGAUUUUGGUCUGGCCAAACUUGAUGAUGAGGAUAAAACACAUAUCAGCACUAGAAUUGCUGGAACCAUAGGAUAUAUGGCACCUGAAUAUGCACUAUGGGGCUACUUAACCUACAAAGCAGAUGUCUACAGCUUUGGAGUUGUUGCAUUAGAGAUUGUUGCUGGGAAGAACAAUAUGAAAUAUCGCCCUUAUGAGAAAUUUGUUUGUCUUCUAGAUUGGGCCCUUGUUCUACAAAAGCAUGGAAAACUGAUAGAUCUAGUAGAUGAAACAUUGAGUUCAGAUUUCAAGAAGGAUGAGGCCCUAAGAUUGAUAAAUGUAGCUCUGCUAUGUACCAAUCCAUCUCCAGCACUUAGGCCAACCAUGUCUGCAGUAGUCAGCAUUCUUGAAGAUCAUCUUGACCUUCCUGAGUUUAACUUGGAAUCAAGAUUCCAUGAUGAUGAUGAUGAUGAGCUCAAGUUUCAAGGGUUAAGAGACAAGUAUGACGAGAUGCGGAGCUUGAGAGAAAGUCAAACACUUACUCAUUCGUCCAACACUACACGAAGAGAUUGCUCUUCCACUACAUCUGAAUCGGCUUAAUUAAAUUCACACUCAGAUCAAUAUUGUGAAACAAAGAGUAACAUAUUAUUUUAGGACUAUAUAUGUGAUGUGAGUGUAAUAGCCUAUACAGAUACUACUUUGGAGGAGACGCCAUUCCAAGCAAAUGGUAAACCUCUACUACUAAUACUAAUGUCUGGAAAACAGCCAUGAAAACUGAUACGAAUAGUGAAUUUGAACCUAUGAGUUCAUCCUCAUAAAUAGUAAAUGUUAAAGCUAGGGUAAAGCAAGG